Molecule: messenger RNA, 9218 nt
Organism: Physeter macrocephalus (sperm whale)
Lineage: Eukaryota; Metazoa; Chordata; Mammalia; Artiodactyla; Physeteridae
Gene: NNT
Product: nicotinamide nucleotide transhydrogenase
Exons: 24
Coding region: 157-3417 (1086 amino acids)
Biological process (GO): NADPH regeneration; proton transmembrane transport
Cellular component (GO): mitochondrial inner membrane
Molecular function (GO): NADP binding
Source: RefSeq, a predicted model, not a curated record
GGCUGUUCUUCCGGGUUGGAGGCGCCGCGCCGCGGGGCUGGAGCCCGCGUCUGCCAGCGCGGCGUCCCCUCGCAACCCGCGGCCGCCCGGCCUCCCUGCCAAGUGAUUUACCUUCAAGGAAAUUGGGGAUUCAGAAAGUUGGGAGCUCCUGUGAACAUGGCGAACCUACUGAAAACAGUGGUGACUGGCUGUUCCUGCCCUUUCCGUAGCAAUUUGGGGUCCUGUAAGGUGCUACCUAGGAAGAAGGAUUUUUUACGAACAUUUCAUACUCAUCAGGCGCUGUGGUGUAAAGCCCCUGUAAAACCAGGAAUUCCCUAUAAGCAACUGACUGUUGGGGUCCCCAAAGAGAUUUUCCAAAAUGAGAAGCGAGUGGCAUUGUCUCCUGCUGGCGUUCAGGCCUUGGUCAAGCAGGGUUUUAAUAUUGUUGUGGAAUCGGGUGCUGGAGAAGCUUCCAAGUUCUCAGAUGAUCACUACAGAGCAGCAGGUGCCCAGAUCCAAGGGGCGAAGGAAGUGCUGGCUUCUGAUUUGGUGGUCAAAGUGCGAGCCCCUAUGCUUAACCCAACGUUAGGUGUUCAUGAAGCUGACCUUUUAAAAACAUCGGGAACACUGAUUAGUUUUAUUUACCCAACCCAAAAUCCAGACUUGCUAAAUAAACUUUCCAAAAGGAAAACUACCGUUCUGGCGAUGGACCAGGUUCCAAGAGUCACAAUUGCUCAGGGAUACGAUGCGCUAAGCUCCAUGGCCAACAUUGCUGGUUACAAGGCUGUUGUACUAGCAGCAAAUCAUUUUGGACGUUUUUUUACUGGUCAGAUCACAGCUGCUGGAAAAGUUCCUCCAGCUAAGAUUCUGAUAGUCGGUGGCGGUGUGGCAGGGCUGGCCUCUGCAGGUGCAGCAAAGUCGAUGGGUGCUAUUGUUCGGGGAUUUGACACAAGGGCCGCAGCUUUGGAGCAGUUCAAGUCUCUGGGUGCUGAGCCCUUAGAGGUGGACUUGAAGGAAUCUGGUGAGGGACACGGAGGAUAUGCAAAGGAGAUGUCCAAAGAGUUCAUUGAGGCCGAAAUGAAGCUAUUUGCUCAGCAGUGCAAGGAGGUGGAUAUCCUUAUCAGCACAGCACUUAUUCCAGGUAAAAAAGCUCCCGUUUUGUUUAAUAAAGAAAUGAUCGAGUCCAUGAAGGAAGGUUCAGUUGUUGUGGAUUUAGCUGCUGAGGCUGGCGGAAACUUUGAAACCACCAAGCCAGGAGAACUUUAUGUUCAUAAGGGGAUUACUCACAUAGGCUACACAGACCUUCCCAGCCGAAUGGCCACUCAGGCCAGCACCCUGUAUUCCAACAACAUCACCAAGCUCCUGAAGGCCAUCAGCUCUGACAAAGACAAUUUUUAUUUUGAAGUGAAAGAUGACUUUGACUUUGGUACAAUGGGUCACGUCAUUAGAGGAACUGUAGUGAUGAAGGAUGGCGAAGUGAUCUUCCCUGCUCCUACACCGAAAAAUAUGCCUCAAGGUGCCCCAGUAAAACAGAGGACAGUGGCUGAGCUGGAGGCUGAAAAAGCAGCUACUGUCACACCCUUCAGGAAGACGAUGACAUCAGCUUCUGUAUAUACAGCAGGUCUCACUGGGAUACUGGGUUUGGGCAUUGCGGCUCCCAAUUUAGCCUUUUCCCAGAUGGUGACCACUUUUGGCUUGGCUGGCAUUGUGGGCUACCACACUGUCUGGGGAGUGACCCCCGCUCUCCACUCACCACUGAUGUCUGUGACUAAUGCAAUCUCAGGGUUGACCGCAGUUGGUGGGUUGGUGCUGAUGGGAGGACAUUUGUAUCCUUCCACAACUUCUCAGGGCCUUGCUGCUCUUGCUGCAUUCAUAUCCUCAGUCAACAUUGCAGGUGGCUUUCUGGUGACUCAGAGAAUGCUGGACAUGUUCAAACGUCCCACCGAUCCCCCAGAAUACAAUUACCUGUAUCUGCUCCCUGCUGGUACCUUUGUUGGAGGAUAUUUAGCUGCCCUCUACAGUGGUUAUAACAUUGAACAAAUUGUGUACCUGGGCUCCGGCCUGUGCUGUGUUGGUGCCCUGGCCGGGCUUUCCACCCAGGGAACUGCGCGUCUUGGCAAUGCAUUGGGCAUGAUUGGGGUGGCUGGAGGCCUGGCAGCCACCCUUGGAGGCCUAAAACCGUGCCCAGAAUUGUUGGCUCAGAUGUCUGGAGCAAUGGCUUUGGGUGGUACCAUUGGAUUGACAAUUGCGAAACGCAUCCAGAUUUCUGAUUUACCUCAGUUAGUUGCUGCUUUCCACAGUUUAGUGGGCUUGGCAGCUGUGCUUACGUGCAUAGCUGAGUACAUUGUAGAAUAUCCACAUUUCGCUACGGAUGCAGCAGCCAAUCUUACCAAGACCGUGGCCUACCUCGGUACUUACAUCGGUGGUGUCACGUUUAGUGGGUCUCUUGUUGCCUAUGGAAAAUUGCAGGGUAUCCUGAAAUCCGCCCCUCUCCUGCUCCCUGGGAGGCACCUACUCAAUGCUGGCCUGCUGGCUGCUAGCGUGGGUGGAAUCAUCCCGUUCAUGAUGGACCCCAGCUUCACCACUGGCAUUACCUGUCUGGGCUCUGUGUCAGCUCUCUCUGCUGUCAUGGGUGUGACUUUGACGGCUGCCAUUGGGGGUGCUGACAUGCCCGUGGUCAUCACUGUGCUGAACAGCUAUUCAGGCUGGGCCCUGUGUGCAGAGGGCUUCCUGCUCAACAACAGUCUGCUGACCGUCGUGGGUGCGCUCAUCGGCUCCUCCGGUGCGAUACUGUCCUACAUCAUGUGUGUGGCAAUGAAUCGCUCCCUGGCUAAUGUGAUUCUUGGAGGCUACGGUACCACUUCAACAGCUGGUGGAAAACCCAUGGAAAUUUCUGGCACACAUACAGAAAUCAACCUUGACAAUGCAAUUGACAUGAUUCGAGAAGCUAAUAGCAUUAUUAUUACUCCAGGCUACGGUCUCUGUGCAGCCAAAGCUCAGUACCCCAUUGCUGAUUUGGUAAAGAUGCUCUCCGAACAGGGCAAAAAAGUCAGGUUUGGAAUUCACCCAGUUGCAGGCCGGAUGCCUGGUCAGCUUAAUGUGCUGCUGGCUGAGGCUGGGGUGCCAUAUGAUAUUGUGUUGGAGAUGGAUGAGAUCAACCAUGAUUUCCCAGACACUGAUUUGGUCCUUGUAAUUGGAGCUAAUGACACUGUUAAUUCAGCGGCUCAAGAAGACCCCAACUCUAUUAUUGCAGGCAUGCCAGUCCUCGAGGUCUGGAAAUCAAAGCAGGUCAUUGUUAUGAAGAGGACCUUAGGUGUUGGCUAUGCUGCAGUGGACAAUCCAAUCUUCUACAAACCUAACACAGCCAUGCUUCUAGGCGAUGCCAAGAAGACGUGUGAUGCCCUGCAGGCGAAAGUUAGAGAAUCCUACCAGAAGUAAAACAUAAAGAUCAAGCUGUUGUCUAACAAAGCCACCUCUUCACUUGUGGGAACAGGCAAAUAAAUUAUUAACAUAUACAGCUGAUACACAUCUAUAUCAGAGCUCUUGAAAGAAAAGGAAGACCCUGAAGAAAGCAAAGCAAAUACAGGGAAAAUUUUCAAGAGCAGCAGUCCCUCAAUUUUAAAAAAGUAUUGACAAGUCUAAAUGUCUUCCUGUGCAUAUUUUUUGUGUUAUGAAUUCCAAAAGUAUUUUACACAAGGAGAAGGAACAGCCUCAUUUUAGAUGUAAUCCAUUUGGAUUUUCCUCAAUAGUCAGCAGUGUUUUAAGAAAUUAAGUCUUUAUGAUUUUUUAGGACUUACAUUAUACAUAGAUUUGAAAAAGUCUGACGCAGUGUAAACAUUACAGCCACCUGCAUUUAUGUUUUUUCAACAAAUGUGACUAAUUUGAAACUUUCAUCAACUCUUGAACUGUCCUCUUACCAUUUAACCAUAAUCUGAAUUAAACAUAUCAAAUUAGUUUCAAUUUUUCAAACUGUACUUCUGAUUCUAUAUUUCAGGGGUGUAUUUUCUCAGUUCUAUUUUAAUACAUUAAAGGACUAGAUAAUCUUUCAGAGAUGCUGGAAACAAAUCAUUUGCUUUGUAUGUUUCAUUAGAACACCAAUGAAACAUAUAAUUUGAAAUCAGUAUUAGUUGUAUUUUUUAAACCCCAUUUCCAAUUGGAGAUCUCUCUAAUUUCAAUCAAUUUAUAAUGUGUAGUACUGUAUUAAGUGCACUUGAAUGGAAUUCAACUAUUUGACUAAUAAAAUGAGUUCAUCAUGUUUGCUUAGUGAUGUAGCAAUUGUCUCUGGUGACGAAAGGCUAAAAUCAAGUAAUUCUGCCUGUUAUUAACAUCUGAGGAAGAUUUUGCUACCAUGAAAUAGAUGAGAUUAAUCUGUCUUAACUGCUUGGAAGAAUAAUUUUUUUCCCAAAUCAGAGUGUGUUUUAAGGUGUUAUGUAAAUGAUAACAUUUGAGAGAAAUGGUGGCACUUUUUAGCUACCUCUUUGUUUAAGCACCAGUAAAGAUUAUGUCUUUUUAGCACCAGUAAAGAUUAUGUCUUUUGCAGUAAUGGUGUAGAUUUUCUUCGUGACUUUGCCAUUAUGCCAAAAGCUCUGUAUAGAUUGAAUGUGUGAAGAAUAUUUGAAAUAUCUCUCUAUAUAAUUAAUUCGCAAUUAAGUUUCUUGAAACAAUUAUUAACAUGUAAGAAGUAUCUAAAUCAGAAAAAGAAAUAACUGGUGUGAAAUUUUUUACUAUAAUACUCAUGUUUAUUGAGUUUAAAACUCAUAGUAUUUGUUGGUUUGGUACUCAAUUUCUUUUUUGCUGUGCCUGAGAUUAAGAUCUGUUUGUGUGUGCAUGUGUUUUAAAUCAGGAAAGACUCCUUUUUAAUUUUUAAGCGGUAAAUGCAAUUUGUUAAUGGAUCACAGGUCAUUUGUAACCUCAAGACUGAAUUAUAUCAUGAAAGUUCUAUUAGAAGAAAGUAAAUAGUACCUUGAGUCAUGCCCUUUUCCUUUUCUCAAAGUAGUUGUAGGUAUAUCUGGGAAGCAGCAACUUGGAUUUUUUUUUUUGAGAUAAUUCCUGCAUUCAAUUUAAAUUAAAAUAAUUAUACUUGGAUUUAUUAAUUUAUUUCCAUCAUUUAUAGUAAAUAUUUUUCUGUAUUUUAAAAAUUUAGGAUGAUCUCAUUUCUUUGAUACUUGCUAAUCCUUUGUCAUUCAGUUGUGUUAAUUGAAAAUUCAUGCUCUGGUUGGUUUUAUUUUACUUUAUUGUUUAAGUGAUUUAAGGGAUUUUUGUAUAUUUAAUUUCUUAAAGUAAUACUCCAAAAGAUUGUUGAUCUUGGGUUAUUAAUUAUGGCGAGGUCUAAAAGCAACAAAAAUAAUUUUCGUUCAUCUUAUUUUAUUAUUCCUCCCUUUCUGAUAAGUCAUAUAACUGGUAAAUAUGACUUAUUUUUAUUCUGUAUUGAUCUGUUGUUCACUAUGUCUUUUUGAAAUUCAACUAGAAAUAAUUUUUUAAAAAUCCAUUAUACCCUACAGUCUGUUACCAAAAAAAAAAAAAAAAAAAGAAUUAGGCAGUAAAGUGCUAACAUUGAUUCGUCUUUUUGGCCUUAUAAACCAUCCUUUAUUUUCUCAUGUUUGUCUUAAUUUGGGAGUUUGUGUUUAAGUUACGCAUCCAACUAAGGAAUAGUAUAUAGUAAAUGUAUAAGUUUUUAUACAUUCUAUCUAUCUAUUGAUUUAUCUCUCUAACUUUGGACAGUUUUCUGGUACAUAAAUCUCUUUAUCAUUCUAUAUACUCUUUUUUCUAGGGUUGUAAUAGACUAAUAUGACUAAUCUGUUCAUGCGGUAGACUUUCAGUUUUUCCUGAGCCAGUGAAUAUCAGUUAAGUAUCUGGUAAUGAAUCUGGAAGGUGAGCCUUGGCCUUUCUGAUUCCAUUUAAGUCAUUACCCUAACUUUCAGAUUUUACUGUUUUCCUAUCCAACACAAAUAUGGGAUAUAUUAUGUAUCAUUUAGCUUUAGGGUUUAAUUCAAUUUAUCUGAUCCCAAAGCCUUAGUUUGUAUAAUUAAUAACUUAUAACCCAUAUGUUCAUCUGACUUGGAGGCAAAUUUUCUAGUCCCCUAAGGCAUAAAUCUUGUUAAUUAAAGCAUUUUAGUCCUGGAAAGUUGGACAGCUCUUUUGUAUGGAUAGGGGAGAAUAGUUCAGAUAUCUAAUUUAUAGCUCUUGCCAGUUUUUUUUUUUUUUUUUUUUUUUUGCGGUCCGCGGGCCUCUCACUGCUGUGGCCUCUCCCGUUGCGGAGCACAGGCUCCAGACACGCAGGCCCAGCGGCCAUGGCUCACGGGUCCAACCGCUCCGCGGCAUGUGGGAUCUUCCUGGACCGGGGCACGAACCCGUGUCCCCCGCAUCGGCAGGUGGACUCUUAACCACUGCGCCACCAGGGAAGCCCAUCUUGCCAGUUUUUGAGAGUCUUUGCCAACAAAUAUUACUGGGGCAGAAUGGUUAAAAAACAAAAACAAACCCAAACCCAAAACUUCACUCCAGUGGCAGCAACUUUCAUAAUCCAGCUGCUCUUUAGAUUCUCAAGGGAAAGAAGAAUUAGGUUACUUAACAAGGAGAAAAAAAAAACCUUUGUUAAGUGAAAUUUUUAAAGUGUUGAUUUACUAAGGCAGCAAAAAUAGUAACAUUUGAAUUUCAAAGCACUCAAGAUUGCUGUUCUUAAACUCUUAUUUCUUAGAUUUAUGUAUUGGGCUGAGGAAUUGAACUAUUUUCUUCACUAUUUAAGUAAUUUAUAGACAUUUAACAUGGUGUAUACUGUAAGUCUGGAUGGAGAUCUUUUGGAUGCUGGUAAAAUAGUGAUAUAGAUGAUGAGACAGUAAUUAGAAUGACCAAUACUUGAAACUGUUACAUAUAAUGAUUAAGAUAGUGGUAGGAAAAAACAGUUGGAUCAUAGUAGAUAAUUCAUUUGGGGGAAGAGUGGAAAACCAUAUUGGAUCUCAGUCAUGUUGAUUGUCAAAUCAUACGACUGCCUUGUUCUAUACGAAAUAUUUGUACUUCAUAUUCUUGCCAAAGAUUACAACCUUGAACUCUGCUUAUCAGUUCUUUCCAAAAGCCGUUUGUGAAGAAUAAUACUAAUGGAAAGAUUGCUUAAGUGAUAUGGAGUCCAGUUUAACCAUGGAUAUUUCAAAUUUCACUCAUAGACCAACUUCUUCAGAGAACUGGGUGCUUGGGCUGCAUUGUCUGGGUCACUGUGAAUAACAAAGACGUGAAGGCACUGGAAUGGAGAGGGUGCUGGGAUAACUGCUGUUUGUUCUUCAAUUUAGAAUAUUUGGGAAGUAACUGACCAGGAGAAGCAUUUCCCAAAAUGUGAUGGGAAUGGCAGAUGCUUAUAGCCUGAGAUUUUAAUAAUUUGUUCUAGAAUGUUGUUGAGGACAAUUAGUAUAUUUCCAGUCCAUCAUUUUCAGUAUCAACUUCUUGCCAUUUCUGGAAUGUAAGGAAUAUGUUUUCGCAUGAUCAGUCUUGUAGCAUUUUUCCUGCUUGUCUUGAUUCCUCAAAGAUGGCUGACGACAGAGUCAUCAAUCUCAAGGUGUGUUCUGAAUUUAUACUUGGAUAUAGUAUGUACAUGUCCCAUUUGGGCACAUUGUAGAGAAGUUAGGAGGUUCUUUAUAAAGUCUCUUUUCUACCUUUUCCAGCUAAAGUUGAAUAUACUUUACACAGAAGAAUGGAAAAUAGGAUUCGAGGAGAUCAACUUUGCCUGUGCUCCUUGUUAUUAUGGCAUCAGCUACCAUGGUUCGAAGACUUUCACCUCUCAUGCCCUCGUUUUUAUCUAAAUAUAAUUUAAAGAGCCUAGUUUAUUGUUCUAUUGUCCCACAAUUUUGAGCUCAUGUUAUAUUUUACCUUCUUUGACAACUUUCUUAUACCUCUGUGCCACUUUUAAAAUACUAUUCUUGAUUAUGAAUCCUUUUAUGAUGUUUACUUCCUUUUAAAGUUUGAGAUCCUAGGAAUGACGUGCAUUGUCUUUCUUGCAUAAAAUAUACCCAUAAAUAUCAGCUAAGAUUUCCAGGUUUUUUAAAAAAUUAGGGCAAGAAUCUAAAGACAUCUUCAAACCAAUUUGAAUGCAGAAUUAUUCUAGAAUGUUGUUUCCCCACAAUCGUCUACACUUGUCUAACUCCUACCUAAUUUGACACCAGUUUUCGAACUUAUAUUUGAUUGAUUGAUGUAGUAAUUAUUUAAGUUGUGUAGUUAAUAUUGUGUAACUACAACUAAAACUGGCAUAAACAUAUUUUGGAACAAAAUCCAACUGCCUCUUGUUAAGCAUCCAACUCAGCUGGUAGGAACAGAUGUUCAUGAGUGUUUAGAAAGCCUUCUAGCCCUAAGCAUUCACUGUGCAGUGAGUAUGAGUCAAUAUAUUUUAUAGAUGUAAUGGAGAGCUUUGGUUAAUGCGGUGAGUUGGUUAAAUGGAGGUUGAUUAAGAGAGCAUCUACUGUAGAAUAAGAUGUGUUCCUUGCCUUCUGAGGAAAUUGCAAAAUGGAAGCCAGUUCUUUCUGACCCUUCUGAUUAGAAUUGAUUAAUUGUAGUGUAGUGAUUCUACACUACAUUAUACUCUAUCAUAACACCUGUAAUACUUUGUUUUCCUAAAGUCUGUACUUACUGGACUAUGAACUCGUGGAGGGCAGAUAUUGUCCUUGAUAAAUGAUUAGGUGAAUGUAUUUAAGAAAUUAUAAUGUGAUACAUGAAAAGAAGGAGGAAAAAAGCAGAACAUGAGCUGAUAUGGAAAAACCUAUUUCAGAAACCAUCCAGGGUUAUUGGUACUGUAAAAUGUGCCAUUUAAAAUGCCGUCUAAGGACAUAUAGUCAACAGUAGCAGAAAGGCCAAUGGAGUUGGAAACACAAAGGCAAGCUAAUUCUAAUUUCUAAAAAUUUAAAACAAUAAGAAAGCUUGAAAUACAUAUUUUAAACCGUAGCUGUAAUGUUUGCAUUUAACAAAUCUUCUGUUUGAGAACAGUGAUAUAAAAUGGUGCUAACUUAGGCUUUAUUAGUACAGAUUAAAUCCUGUUCGCCAGGAAGAAUGAUUCUGUGGUUAUUCUGUUUCUUCACUAGAUGGUGCUUAUGAGCUAAUGAGAAAAAAGAUGAGUUCAUGGUUUAUUCAUUUAAGGGGAAACAAAAACUUGUGAAUUAAAUAGAAUAAGGCAAUAAAAAAUUAGAAAAAUUUAAGACAGCUCUUUACAGUUGUUAGACUACUUGGAGAAAAAUCUCAUCUUCCUUUCUGGUAAAAAUGUUAAG